This is a messenger RNA of Anoplophora glabripennis (Asian longhorned beetle), 932 nucleotides long. RefSeq lists its product as uncharacterized. NCBI's taxonomy places the organism in Eukaryota, Metazoa, Arthropoda, Insecta, Coleoptera, Cerambycidae. The transcript is spliced from 3 exons. Bases 71 to 331 code for a protein of 86 amino acids. The record is from RefSeq and is a predicted model, not a curated record.
GCGAGUCGAGUUGUGAUUUCGAAGCCAUCGACCGACAGUGUGUGUUUUGUUAUUUUUUCUUCGCCGCAUCAUGUCUUCCAUGCUUAAGUCAGUUUUGGUCGUCUACAUUAUAUUCCUGAUUUUGGUAAUGAGGCAAACGAUGGCCAGGCCUAGUGGUGAGUGGGCUUCCAGUGCUUAUGGCUGCGACAACGCAGAUUCGAAGAAAAUCGAAAUCUGCCAGCGUUGCGCCAAACAGACCAAGUCCCCCAUAGUGUACCCAAUGUGCUGCAACGAAGAAGACGAGGUCCACUUUUGGUGCUACAGAUAUACCACUUACGGCAAAGAAGCGUGAUACACACCCAUCCCCAUCAGCAGCAAGUAGAACGGUGGUUGGUUAGUCACUUAAUGUAACGGGUAGUUUUUCUCGUGAAUUUUUCAAUGUGAUAUAAAAAAAAAAUCGGCCGUACGACUGCUCCUCUAUAGUUGUUAAAUAACUUAUUGCGUGUAUUUAACUGAUAGCUCUAACACUAAUUCUGUUGCCAAAUCGAACAAUUUUGCACCUUCGAGGGAAUAUAUAGAUUGAGGUUAGGAUUUGGUCCCGAGGAAGCUUCGCCUAAUUCAUUCAACGAAGAAAAGUAAUAAAUUUUAGCUAUAGUUUAGUUAGAUUUUGAUUUAAAAAUUUAAGUCCUGAAAAUCAGUGCGUGAUCGACGUUAUCGUGUGGCAGCGCCUUUAGAUUUUGUGAUUUUGAAUAGGUAGAUUUAAACAGGUACGCCACUGGUAGCAGUCGGGUUAUUUAAGGCUUCGCGGUUUUAUUUGGCAACCCAAACAGGAUGCAAACUCACGAUAUGAUAAGCAUUGUAUAUACAGGGUGAUCCAUUAACGGUACAUAGUAAACUCGACGUGCUACGAUCAUGGGGUAAAAAAUCUGAUAACAAAUACGGCCAAAAGGAAU